This is a messenger RNA of Xenia sp. Carnegie-2017, 1560 nucleotides long. RefSeq lists its product as uncharacterized. Gene Ontology annotation, biological process: DNA integration. Gene Ontology annotation, molecular function: nucleic acid binding. Lineage: Eukaryota; Metazoa; Cnidaria; Anthozoa; Malacalcyonacea; Xeniidae. The coding region runs from base 1 to 1560 and encodes 519 amino acids. The transcript has a single exon. The record is from RefSeq and is a predicted model, not a curated record.
AUGGCGGCAAGGCUGAUGGACAACGUGCGAUCCGUUCUUGAAGGGUCUGUAAGGCAUUGUGUUGGAUGGCUUGACAGCAUGGUUGCCUUAUACUGGAUAAAUGGAAGUGGAAAUUACAAGCAAUUCGUAGCAAAUCGGGUAAAGGUGAUUAGAGAAAAGAAUUACAUUUCAUGGAAGCACGUGGGAACAAAAGAUAAUCCCGCCGAUAUUGGAAGCCGAGGCUGCAACGGAGAUCAGUUGUAUGAAAAAUGGCUUGAAGGACCAAAAUGGCUUUCCGACCCUGAAAAAUGGCCAAAGGAAGUAACCAUAGAAGCUACAGUUGAGACGGAAGCGGAAGUAAAGAAAUGCAAAGAAGUCUUCAUGCCUGCAGUUCAACUAGAGGAGGACAGAUUUUCAGCAAUCUUGGCGAAGUACCCCUAUUGGAAAACCAUGAGAAUAACAGCAUGGGUGUUCAGGUUCGUGUAUAACCUCAAGAAAAAACAGCAACGUCGACGGGGUCCACUCACGACUAACGAGCUACAACCACAAGUUCUCUGGUGGGUGAAAAGAGAACAGCUGCGCUUUGAAAACUCGGAUCAGAUGAGAGAAGACACUCAACGCUUAAACCUUAAGAAAAAUGAGGAAGGAGUGCUGGAAUGUCGCGGAAGGAUGCAAGGAGAAUGCCCGAUCUACAUUCCACCAGAGUCCGAAUUAGCAAAGAAGUUGGUCAUGCACGAACAUUUACGCACUCUCCAUGGGGGAGUCAGUCUGACAAUGACUGCGGUGAGGGAAAAUUACUGGAUACCACGUCUUCGACAACUCACAAAAAAGGUCAGAAGCAGAUGCAACGGUUGCAAGAGGCUCCAAGCGAGUGCAUUCGCAAAACCACCCACUGGCAACCUCCCAAAGGACCGCACAGAAGGAUCACGGCCAUUCCAAGUCAUAGGUGUGGAUUACGCAGGUCCGUUCAUCUAUAAGAAACGAGCAGGUAAAGAAGGAAAAGCGUACCUACUCCUCGUGGGAUGCAGCCUAACAAGAGCGGUUCAAUUGGAGAUGCUACCAGAUAUGUCAACAGAAGAAUUCAUGCAUAGCUUCAAGAAGUUAGUUGCUAGACGUGGCAAGCCAGAUAAGGUGUACUCAGAUAAUGCCAAGACCUUUGUGGCCGCAGCCAAACGUGUGCGAAAAAUCUCAAAAUAUGGACAAGUUCAUGACUAUCUUGCCAAGAACAAUAUCAAGUGGCAAUUCAACCUAAGCAAGGCCCCUUGGUGGGGUGGACAGUAUGAAAGACUGAUAGGAUUGGUGAAACAAGCAUUUUAUAAGGUAGUUGGUCGAUCAAGCCUCACAUGGAAAGAAUUGGAAGGGGUAAUCCUUGAUGUGGAGAUAUGUCUAAACAAUAGACCUCUAGCGUAUGUGGAAGACGACCACGAAUUGCCAAUUCUUACACCAAAUGCCAUGAUAACUGGCCAACCGUCCGUCUCAGUGAUUGAAAAUGAUGAAGCAAGUGAAGAAGAGGAAUUAAGGAAAAGAGCAAAACAUAUUCAGCGAUGUAAGAAAGCCAUAUGGAAGAGGUGGACGGGGUAG